Molecule: messenger RNA, 2417 nt
Organism: Dendronephthya gigantea
Lineage: Eukaryota; Metazoa; Cnidaria; Anthozoa; Malacalcyonacea; Nephtheidae
Product: poly(A) RNA polymerase GLD2-A-like
Exons: 16
Coding region: 281-1606 (441 amino acids)
Cellular component (GO): cytosol
Molecular function (GO): nucleotidyltransferase activity
Source: RefSeq, a predicted model, not a curated record
GUCCUCAUAAAAUGUCAGGCGUUCGUUCUUUUGCAAAAAUAUCCUUUUCAAAUUGCGUUCUACAACUUGAGAUUUUCAGUAAAGAAACUUGCAAACCUAUUGCGGUCAUACAAAGACAUCUAUUCUUGAGUCUUGGGGUUUGAAAUAGACCCGAAGCUGAAAAAGAAGCGAAAUAUUUUCGUUUGUUUUUCGAGGUGCCCGUCUCAAAUUGGCCCGGAGCUUGCGGUUUGGUCGAAAACUCAAGCUUUUUUAUCGCUUUUUUGGCGAUAUUAGGUAGAGCAUGGCUUCAGUUCAAAACAAUCAGUACCCACGUUUCAACCUCCAUCGACGAUCACAACCAAAUGGUAGCGUUCAGAAGUACCAACCUCGGCGAUAUAUGUCCAAUGUUGUACCAUUUGGCCAAGAGGGUAAUUGGCCUAGGUUCUCACCCGCUAACCUGCCGCACAUUCCCUCAACAUUGAAUGUAAGCCGAGGACGUAAACGUAGGGUCUCUGAGUCCACACCUGGUUGGCAUCCGGAUCCAAAAAAGAAGCGGCCGGCGUCAGAGGGAGACGUAUCUACAGCAAGAGCGUUACAUUUUAGUCCAUUUGUCGCCCCACCCAAACCACUAAUGAAGGGUGAAGAGAGAAGCUUGAAAAGGCUGAGCCAACAGAUUUUGGAUGACUAUCUCGCCACAAGACAAGCUCCCUUUCGUUAUGAGCAAAAACUACACUUAAGAGAUUACCUGUUGUCCAUUUUUAGAACAGCAUUUCCAGAAUGUUCUUUGCAUAUCUGUGGCUCAACUUGCAAUGGCUUGGCAACUAAUGAGAGCGACAUUGACUUGUGCUUACUAAUUUCUGAAAAAAGACCGAUUGUUCAAAGAUAUGAAGCCAUAAAGAUAUUACAUCAGCUAAAUGGGAUGUUGAAACGAUCUGCAUACCUUCAAAAAUGUCAUGUUAUUCAAGCCAAAGUACCCAUUCUAAAAUUUAGAGAUACUAAAAGUCAAUGUGAAUGUGACAUUAACAUCAACAAUACUGUAGGAAUCAAGAAUACCCACCUAUUACAAGGCUACUGUGGUUAUGACUGGAGAGUUCAACCUUUGAUAAUGAUUGUGAAGAAAUGGGCAAAGAGACAUGGCAUAAAUGAUGCAAGCAAAGGAACAUUAUCAAGUUAUUCCAUUGUUAUGAUGGUCCUACAUUAUUUACAAGACCCAUGUAAACCAGCAGUGGUUCCAAGUCUCCAGAUAGCCUACCCGAACAUCUUUGAUGAGUCACGGAAUAUCUACGAUCUCUCUCUUGAGAACCCCACUGUAAGAAUUAUCCAUAAUAGUUCAAACAAUCACGGGACACUGGGGGAGUUGUUGCUUGGGUUCUUUCAGUAUUAUGCUGAACAAUUUAAUUGGAAUGAUGAUGUUAUCAGCGUAAGACAGGGCAAUAAAUAUCCCAAGGACACAUCAAGAGUUUGGCAUAAAAAAUUUAUUUGUAUUGAAGAACCAUUCGAUUUAAGUUGCGUCACUCGGGCAGUUCACUCAAAGGACAAGUUUGAGGCGAUCAAGCAGAGAAUUAAGAUAGCGUAUUAUACUUUAACAGUCUCGCCUUUCUUGGAAAGCAUCAUGUCUGGGGCUUAGGACAUUCUUUCUCGUCAGAAUUUAAAAUUUCGGCAGAGAAUCUGCAAUCGUUGCGUUCGGAAUUGGCGUGGGUGUUCUACCGUUUCGUGACCCAUUGAAUUCGUUGCGUUUUUACGAGACCCGUUGCGUUCAUCCGCUAAAUUGGAAUGCCGUAUUUGACCAAAUCACGUGCCAAUCUGCAUACUGAGAAAUUACAUUUGAAAAAAAUGGGAAAAAGCGGUCGAAAUUAUUCGAGACUUCAAGUGACUCGGAAAAAGAACGUAAUAAAAAUUGGAAAUUGAAAAGAGUAUUUUAAUGAAACUUUAUAUAGAAAUAUUUAUGGAAAAUUCUAAGAAAAUAUUGUGUGAUAUAUAUAUUGGAAAUAAUCCUGGAACUUACAAGCACUUUAAGUGUAAAAAUGCGUACGAAGUUGCCUUUGCUCUAAGAGAACUUGGCAUCGUUUAGUCGUGAAAGCUCUUACGAUAAACCAAAUUCAGAGACUUUGACAAAAAGACAAAAAGAAGUAGAGAUUUUUUGUAAAUAAAGAUGUAUUUUUGUAGUUUAGGACAUGAUCCGCACUGCUGUUUCUUGUGUGAAAUUGGAAUUAUUGGGUUUUGUUGUUCCAAUCAUAUCCAUUCGUUGUUGUAGAAACUUUUACCCUUUAAUAAGUGAUUGAUUUAAACUAGGAUCUAUUCUAAAAGAUGGCUCUAUCAUCGCCUACCCCGGUAUGAAAACUGGUUGUUUAAAAUCUAACCAAGAUUUUAGGCCAAAAAGAAAGAUUUUCUACAAAAUCUUCUUCUCAAACGUGACCAAGGCGGGCUUGCUCAAUGAA